UACAGUUGUAUGAGUUGAGUAAGAACUUACAUGUGCGUUGUUCUUUUUUUAGUAUGUUACCUUUAGGUUAACAAUCCGAAAUCAUUUCGGUUCAUGUAUUUCUAAUGCACGCUGUUGUGCGAACUUAUUCUACCUCAUGUUGAAAGUCGGCGGAUCAGUGCAGCUGAUCAGAAAUCUCGCGGACUUGCGGCAAUGUUGCAUUCCAGCAGCGGUAUACUGAGAGCCGCCGUCCAGUGCGUUACUCGCUCUCACUGGAGUCCAGGGUCUGUGUGGUGUCACUGCAGGAAUGUGUCUGUGAAAACAGGAGGAUGGAAAACCAAGAAAGUUCCUCAGAGAUACCUGGGUCAGCCAAGCCCGUACACGCACCCUCACCUCAUCAGAUACGGUGAGGUGAUGCCAGGUCUCACCCAGACCGAGUUUGAGUUUCGCCGGCAGCGCUUGGCAUCUCUGAUCAAGAUGCAGGCGGAACGACUAACAGGUUCUGGAGCCUCUUCAAACUCCUCCCACAUUGUCAUCAUCCUAUCGCAUCCCAUUCGCUACAUGACCAAUGACAUCCCUUACCCGUUCCACCAGAACCAGGACUUCCUGUACCUGACAGGAAUUAUGGAGCCGGACAGCGCACUGGUGAUGUACGGAUCGGGUAAGCCGGACCAGGCUGUGUUAUUCGUCCCACGGCGAGACCCGUCGCGAGAGCUUUGGGACGGCCCUCGCUCGGGGAAAGAUGGGGCAGCUGCUUUAACGGGUCUAGAGCGGGUUCACAGCACAGAGGAGCUGGGUGUAGUGCUAAAAAGCUUGAAAGGAGGAGCUAUAUGGUACGACAGCUCUCAGCCUUGCCAUCCACAUUUACACCAGACUCAUGUGCUCCCCCUAUUGGAAGGAGGACAGCUGACGAAGUCUCUCCGACCCCUCACUCAUUCCCUCAGAGCCAUUAAGAGCCCAGCAGAGGUCGCUCUGAUGAAGGCGGCAGGACAGAUCACUGCCCAGGCAUUUAAGAAGACGAUGGCCAUGUCAAAAGGAGACAUUGAUGAGACAGUUCUCUAUGCAAAGUUUGACUUUGAAUGCCGUGCUCAUGGCGCAAACUUCCUGGCAUAUCCACCUGUGGUUGCCGGUGGAAACCGAGCCAACACACUUCAUUACAUCAAUAACAAUCAAAUAGUGAAGGAUGGAGAAAUGGUCUUGUUGGAUGGGGGCUGUGAAUAUUUCGGUUAUGUCAGUGACAUCACACGCACUUGGCCGGUGAAUGGAAAGUUCAGUCCUGCUCAGAGAGAGCUGUAUGAGGCCGUGCUGGAGGUGCAGUUGGCCUGUCUGUCUCAGUGCAGUCCUGGUAUCAGUCUGGACUACAUAUACUCCACCAUGCUCACACUGUUGGCCCGGCAGCUCAAAGAGCUCGGGAUCAUCCCACAAAGCACCAGUGAUACAGACACACUGAAGGCUGCUCGGCAGUUUUGCCCCCAUCACGUGGGUCACUACCUGGGCAUGGAUGUUCAUGACACCCCUGAGCUGUCCCGUUCACAACCGCUGCAACCUGGCAUGGUGAUCACAAUAGAGCCAGGAUUAUACAUCAGCGAGGACGACAGCUCAUGUCCAGAGAGAUUCCGGGGUCUUGGGGUGCGAAUCGAGGACGAUGUGGUGAUCCGAGAGCAUGGGGGACCCCUCAUCCUGUCGGCAAACACCCCAAAAACCAUCGCUGAGGUGGAGAGAGCUUGCGCACAUGGAGAAGACUGAAAGGAAAGAGUAGAACAUAGCAAGCCCUGCUAGAAUGAGUCUGUUCCUCCCAUCUUUUAACCCCUCCGCUGACAGGCUUUUCUGUAAUAGUGAACUCAGGAGGUCUGGAUCUCACAGAACUUGCUCCAGUUAAGUAUUAAACCUGGAGGAUUAAGAGCUGGACGUGUCUGGACAGCGUGCAAUGUCUCCCUGAUAGCCAGUUCACUCCUACGCUAGCUAAAUGGUUGUGUUGGGUCGUGUUUUGUAUUUGACCUGCACAACUACACUCUCAGAAAAAAGGUACAAAAGCCGUCACUGGGGCUGUACCCUUAAAGGUACUUAUUAAUAUGUAAAGCAUAAAUAUUUGUAUGUUUUGAAAAUUUACCACCCCAGUGACAGCUUUUCGUCCGAGGGCUUAUGGGAGACUUUAAAUUAGUUCAGAUGGAGAAACAAGCAGGUUGUUAUGAUUUAGCAUGGUGAACAGGCUGUUUGUGAGACAAUUUAUCUGUUGUAUUGUGAGAGGUUCGAUUUGUGUUUGAGUAUGUUUGUCUGCUGAGGUUUUUACUGUCAUACAUGGUGUUUUUUUUUUUUUACUGUUGUCAAAAUAAUCGUCUAAUUCUUGAUUUUGUUGCUGCAGUUUGUAAGCACAAUGCAUUUCUAAGUCCCGUAAUUAGUCAAUGAACAGAUUUUUAG
This is a messenger RNA of Sinocyclocheilus grahami, 2397 nucleotides long. RefSeq names its product probable Xaa-Pro aminopeptidase 3. Bases 193 to 1725 code for a protein of 510 amino acids. Gene Ontology annotation, biological process: proteolysis. The record is from RefSeq and is a predicted model, not a curated record. Gene Ontology annotation, cellular component: mitochondrion. The transcript has 10 exons. NCBI's taxonomy places the organism in Eukaryota, Metazoa, Chordata, Actinopteri, Cypriniformes, Cyprinidae. Gene Ontology annotation, molecular function: metalloaminopeptidase activity; manganese ion binding.